Ipomoea nil (Japanese morning glory) is the source of this 1437-nucleotide messenger RNA. Its product is annotated as aspartate-semialdehyde dehydrogenase-like. Lineage: Eukaryota; Viridiplantae; Streptophyta; Magnoliopsida; Solanales; Convolvulaceae. Gene Ontology annotation, biological process: L-threonine biosynthetic process. Gene Ontology annotation, molecular function: NAD binding; aspartate-semialdehyde dehydrogenase (NADP+) activity; protein dimerization activity. The record is from RefSeq and is a predicted model, not a curated record. The coding region runs from base 70 to 1218 and encodes 382 amino acids. The transcript is spliced from 7 exons.
UUUUUCACUUCCAAAGGCAUAAACCCUACAAUCCGUCCGUCUCCGCCGCGUCCGCCGUAACAUCUAACAAUGAAACUCUCAACUCUCUCUCUCCGCCAUAACCAAUUCCUCUCCGGCGCCGGCGCCGGCGCCACCAUCCAUCACCCCUCCACCACCUCCCGAACUCCGCCCUCCCGGGUCCGUAUGUCCCUUCGCGAAGACGCCCCUUCCGUCGCCAUUGUCGGAGUGACUGGCGCCGUAGGCCAAGAGUUCCUCUCCGUUCUCUCCGACCGCGACUUCCCUUACCGUUCCCUCAAGCUCCUAGCCAGCAAACGCUCCGCUGGCAGGAACCUCAUCUUCGAGGGCAAGCAAUACACCGUUGAGGAGCUCACGGAUGAUAGCUUUGAAGGAGUAGACAUUGCGUUAUUCAGCGCCGGUGGAUCUAUUAGCAAGAAGUUUGGGCCGGUAGCGGUCCAGAAGGGGACCGUUGUUGUAGAUAAUAGCUCUGCUUUUCGUAUGGACGAGGGAGUGCCGCUCGUGAUCCCGGAGGUCAAUCCCGAGGCAAUGGCGCAUAUCAAGCUCGGUUCUGGAAAGGGAGCGCUUAUUGCCAACCCCAAUUGCUCCACUAUUAUUUGCUUAAUGGCUGCCACCCCGCUUCAUCGCCGCGCUAAGGUUAAGAGGAUGGUUGUUAGUACGUACCAGGCUGCUAGUGGUGCUGGAGCUGCAGCCAUGGAAGAGCUUGUUCAGCAGACUCGUGAGGUAUUAGAUGGGAAAGAACCAACUUGUAACAUCUUCACACAGCAGUAUGCUUUCAAUCUGUUCUCGCAUAAUGCACCUGUUCAAUCAAAUGGGUAUAAUGAAGAGGAGAUGAAAUUGGUGAAAGAGACAAGGAAGAUAUGGAAUGAUGGAGAGGUUAAAGUCACAGCAACGUGUAUUAGAGUUCCUGUUAUGCGUGCACAUGCAGAGAGUGUGAAUCUUCAAUUUGAGAAUCCUCUUGACGAGGAGACGGCAAGGGAAAUUCUGUCGAGGGCACCCGGUGUAGUGGUGGUUGAUGAUCGAGCUGCCAAUAGGUUUCCCACCCCAUUGGAAGUGUCUAACAAAGAUGAUGUUGCAGUUGGGAGGAUACGCCGCGAUGUUUCCCAAGACGGUGACUAUGGGUUGGACAUCUUUGUUUGUGGCGACCAAAUUCGCAAAGGAGCUGCCCUUAAUGCUGUGCAAAUUGCAGAGAAGCUGCUAUAAGGAAGUUGAGAACGGAAUAGCAUCAAGGAAUUUUUCCCUUACAAGGCCAGUGUUGAGUUCACGGAUGGAUGGAUGGCCGCCCAUAUUUCUUUGCGUGUAAAACUUACCAUUAGCUUGAGCCUUGAAGAUUAGAUUGUCCUUAUAUUUUAUCCAAAGUAGGAUUUGUUGUGUAUUGCAAAAAUUUUGAGAUAGCUUUCUUAUCCCGGAGCAUUUUGUUUC